ACAAUGAAGAGAGAGGCAUCAGUCGAACCAUCCACUUCAGUGAAAAGUGUCAAGCUGGUGAGGUCAGACUCACCUGCAUCCAGCUAUGUGUCUCUAAAGACAUUGGAUCCACCAGCAAACUUCAAAGAAGAAUUUGGACUUCAUUUAAGAGUGAAGCUGGAGAAAUCAGAGUCACCUGCACCCAGCUGUGUGUCUUUAAGGUCAAUGGCUACACCAAUAAACUUCAAAGAAGAAUUUAUGCCUGAUUCAAGAGUGAAGCAGGAGAGAUCAGAGUCACCUGCACCCACCUGUGUGUCUUUAAGGUCCAUGGCUACACCAAUAAACUUCAAAGAAGAAUGUACGCCUGAUUCAAGUGAGUUCAUAGCCAGUCUGUUGACAGAGGACCACUUCAAAUGUACAGUGUGUACUGAUGUGCUGAAGAACCCGGUCUCCAUCCCCUGUGGACACAGUUACUGCAAACAGUGCAUCACCUCAUACUGGGCCCAGCCUAACCAUGCAGGACACUAUGCCUGUCCCCAAUGCCCCCAGUCAUACAGCUCCCAUCCUGCACUUUGCACAAACUCAGCCUUAGCAGAAGUGGUCCUGAAGCUCCAGCAGUUCAGUCCUGUUCUACCUACUCACUGCUACGCUGGUCCUGGAGAUGUGACCUGUGAUUUCUGCACUGGGAGGAAACUCAGAGCUGUGAAAUCCUGUCUGACCUGCACUGCCUCCUAUUGUGAGUCUCAUGUCAGGCAGCACUACACAGUUCCAGCCCUGCAGAGACACAGACUGGUGGAACCUGGACACCAAGACAAAAAACUCUUAGAGCAGUGUGACAUUAAAACAGGAGACUUAAAACAGAAGCUACACGAUCAGCGGCAGGAGCUGCGGCAGGAGCUGCGGCAAGAGCUGCGGCUAGAUGAGCUAUGCCGGCAAGAGGAGUUGCGGCAAGAGCUGCGGCAAGAGGAGCUAUGCCGGCAAGAGGAGCUGCGGCGGCAAGAGGAGCUGCGGCAAGAGCUAUGCCGGCAAGAGGAGCUGCGGCGGCAAGAGGAGCUGCGGCAAGAGCUAUGCCGGCAAGAGGAGCUGCGGCGGCAAGAGCUAUGCCGGCAAGAGGAGCUGCGGCGGCAAGAAGAGUGGCAAGAGGAGCGGCGGCGGUGGAAGGAGGAGCUGCAGUGGCAGGUGGAGCUGCGGCGGCAGGUGGAGCUGCGGCGGCAGGUGGAGCAGCUGUGGUGGCUAGAUCAACUGCAGUGGCUAGAGCAGCUGCGGCGGCAAGAGACGCUGCAGCUGAAAGAGAAUCUGCAGCGGAAAAAAGGCAGCUGCAGUGGAAAAUGCUCCUGCAGUGUCAUUUGGUGCAGCAGAAGCUGCUGCAGAAGCAGCAUAUGCGCCAGGAUGACCAAAACCACAAGCAGAUGUUGA
Clupea harengus (Atlantic herring) is the source of this 1395-nucleotide messenger RNA. RefSeq names its product E3 ubiquitin/ISG15 ligase TRIM25-like. The record is from RefSeq and is a predicted model, not a curated record. NCBI's taxonomy places the organism in Eukaryota, Metazoa, Chordata, Actinopteri, Clupeiformes, Clupeidae. The transcript has 6 exons. The coding region runs from base 4 to 1395 and encodes 463 amino acids.